Ostreococcus tauri is the source of this 9033-nucleotide messenger RNA. Its product is annotated as PIK-related kinase, FATC. Gene Ontology annotation, molecular function: protein binding; protein serine/threonine kinase activity. The transcript has 2 exons. Lineage: Eukaryota; Viridiplantae; Chlorophyta; Mamiellophyceae; Mamiellales; Bathycoccaceae. The coding region runs from base 1 to 9033 and encodes 3010 amino acids. Gene Ontology annotation, biological process: DNA repair. The record is from RefSeq and is a predicted model, not a curated record.
AUGUUCGACGUGAGCGCGCUGCACGACGCACUGCGGAGCGAGAAACUCCGUAAGCGAAGGGAGGGCAUUAAGGAUGUGUUAUUGAGCCUACAGUCGAGCGAUUUCGUUAGAUAUCUGGACGUGGGGACGAAGGAAUAUGAUUCCACGGGGAGUGGUGACGUGAAGUCUACUUGGGCGGGUCUGAUUAGUUCGGUAAUGGUUUGCGUGACGAGCGAGUUGGAGGACGACAAACACACGACAGAUAAGAACACUUUCUCGCUUCUCAGGACGUGCGUAGCCGCGGCUGAAGGUCGGAAACGGACGAAUGGUAUAUCGGUUCCGCUGCUGAGACGCGCUGGAAAGAUGUUCGCACACGUUUUAAUCGUGUUGCAAUCGGGCGACGCAAACUUCGUCGUCGACUACGUACACAUCCUACGGAACAAUCUUUUAAAUGUGCCGGAGUACUGCUCGCGAGCGAAACAGAGCGUGUUCGAAGAAUUGAUAAAACUUUUUGCGUCCAAGUCCACUUCGAGCUCGAGUGAAGCGAUGAACGGGGAGAAGAAGGAGGAGUUGUAUCGAGGCGCGGCGGCUUUCUAUUUGCUGCUGCGCAACUGCCCCUAUGAUUUAUCUGUGCAAACGGUUAAUGGUUUGAUGGAGACAUUCAAAGAUACGUUUCAUAAUCUUCGCGAAGACGGCCGCACGGCCGCAAUGCUUGUUUCUGCCAUGAAUAAGUUUUUGCUUAAGACAGGUUUGGACGUGAGCUCGCGAAUGGCUGCACUUCACGAUAGCGUCUACCCGUACUUGGCGUGGGCACUCAAAGGGAAUGUGAGAGACAGGCGCUUGAAGGAAGAGUUGAUAAAAUAUUGCUACGUGCAAAAUCGUUUAGACGUAUUAGGUCACGAGAGUGUUGAAAAUCUCGUGGAAGUGCUCGAGAAACAGAUAGAUGACAUAGGUUCAGAUCGAUCCGUCGGCGGCAAUAAUUCUGACAGAUUUGAUGUGAAAUUGUCGCAGAAGCUCCUGUUUGAGCUUUACUGCGACGUGCUGGUAUUUUCUGAAAGAACGACGUCAACGGUUAGCUCUGACAUGAAUCAAAUAACGCGAAGCGCCAAGCGCGCACGAGGUGAUGGUAAGCACGUGGAGCGGAUCGUUUCCAAGAUUUUAUCCGACGGCGGCUAUUGGGGCGCUGUCUUUUGCGUGCUGUUGAAACGACAUGGCGGUUCAUUGGCAAAACCAGAGCUGGAUGAUUGCGCAAAUCGAUUGGUGAUUGCCUUGAGUGAUUCAUUCUCGCAAGGAAGCAUGUCAGACAUGAAAGUUCUCGCUCACUCACUGUGGUUGAUCCGGUGUUUGCAGGAAAUUGCUGGUGGUACGCGCAAUAAUGCGUCGCCGGUUUGGACGAAGGUGACCAAUUGUUUAGUGUACUGGCUCCCGGCACAUCUAGCCGAAGCUCGUCUGACGAAUGAAUCUCUAUUGCUGUUCGCGACGAUGGUCAGUAGCGAACUCAUUCAUCCAUCGUUGCUGCGUCAAAAAUUCUGGCAACUCAGCGUCUUUGAUUUCGCUGAAGUUCCAACACUGGCAACCCUUGAGCUCGUUAGCGCGGUGUCGUCCCUUGGACUAAGUGAGCAUGUCGUGGCUGGGCGUUCGUAUGACGAAUACUUUCUAUGGCUUCUCCGUGGUUUGUCACAAAAGACGGAUGAACGUUUUUCAUUUUACAGUCGUCGUGCAAACGCGUCAACAACUUCGGACGUCGCCUUAGACCGUGUACUCUCAGCCAUUCAGAAUUCAUUCGUCGCGGCUUCUCAUAGAGCCUGGAUAGACAAAGAAGAUAGAAGUUGGUUAGAGUCACCAGACGACGAUCACGUGAGCUUUAUGCGAGACGUGGAGAACCUUCGUCUCGUAUCAAAACCUUUCGCCAAGUUUGGGUUCAAUCCGAAACGCGCUGAUGACGUGACUACAGUCAACAGCAGUUCAAAAGAGGUGAGUAUGGACCCGGAAAUCCGUAUUACCGGUGCACAAAUGUUAGAGAAAGCUAUAGGCGCCGCGCGGAAUCCUACAGAUGCGGUUCGUGUAUGCACAGUAGCGUUAGGAGCAAUCACAUCGUUAGCACCGAUAAAUCGGAGAACAGAAUCCAUGCAAAGUUUAGACCAGGGUGGUAACGCAUCACUCAUGAAGACGAUUUUUGCGACGAUACCACGUGCUUUACGGAUUGGAUUGCACUUAGAUACGAUACUUAGCUCGAAAACAACCGUGUUGGAUGCAAUUCCUACUUUGGUGUCGACUCUUCGGCAGGUGCAACACGCUGGGUGCAAGAGCGAAGCCUUGGAAGAUCUGUGUCGAAAUGUUGUCGAAAUCCUGUAUGACAUCGCUCGGGAGUUACUGCAAAACAUAGAUCACGGAUUGACGGUGGGCAGCAACAGUGUCAUGACCAGUGCUCGUCACUCACAAGAGGAAACAUUUUUUGAUGACGACUUGGACUUUCAAAUGGUUGAUUCAGAGGCGCAACGCUCAAACACAUCUCAGAUGGCUACUACGUCGACGACGAUAAUGCCUGAAAAUGACGGAAAUGUGGCGUGUAGCGAGCGAUAUGUGAAGCAAAUCAUGAAGUGUCUUGAGUCAAUGACGUCGGUGAUACCAGAAUCAGUAGCUACAUUGACUGCGUUGCUAUUGCGCUACGCCGUGCCACCGGAGGGCGCACCGCCUCGUGGACCAUGCGGCAUCGGUGUGUCGCAAGAUAUAGCUGAAGUUGCGAUAUCAUUAGUGCAAUCGUCGCGUUCGGCGAGUCUGGUUGGUGUCGUGCUACCAGUUCUUCAAGCGGUUGCGAGAGGGCAGGUGAAUCUAGAUGAAAACGCAGGACUGAUGUCAUCGGCUCGAGAGUGGCUAUUGAAUCAAACAACAAUAUUGACAUACGGGCUUUGCGAGUUGACUUCCUCGAAUUCCAACUGUGAAAUGCCACCUAUACCUGAAAAUACUCAUGGCGUGCUGGCGGAUCUCGUCACUCGAGCAGCUGGCGUAGUAGAUGGUGAAAUUCCUGCAGCUCUGAGAAAUUGCGGUGUUCGCGCAAAACUGGCUGAUUGCAUCUUGUCCCUCUUCACGUAUGAAAUGGACUACUUUCAACCGCGUUUUGGAGGUUGCCUAGCCUGGCUUUUAGGAGAUGAUAGUUAUUUGGUGCGCAUACACGCCGGUUACGCGAUGGCUUCAGCUAUUGGUUUCUUCCUUGAGGCGGACCACACGAGCAUAUUUCAAAACACGGUUGUUCCCGGAUUAGCCAUCAAGUGCCAGUUUCUGCCAUCAGGUGGUUUGGAUAUAGCUACGGACGACAUCGAUGAUACAGAACGUGAGUGGUCAAGCCUUCACAUAAUAUCUGCCGUCGGGAUCAUCUCAUCAGUGCUCGAACCAUGGUGCGCCUUCAUGAUAAUUCAUCAUCGCGCGCGACACGGCAGUCGGUUGCAGAUACCGGCCAUGAACGCGAUAAUUCAUUUAGCAGAAUCUACUGGGCAUCCAUCGGUCGCCUCAUUCGUACAGUUUCACAACCGCACUAUAGGAAGGCUCUGGAUCGAUUCAGGAGCUUCUGUAUCUCUACUAUUUGAAGUCCCUGAAGUGCUCGGUCUUCCGCCUGGCACUGAUGCGAAAACGGUUGCAGCGCAACUGAAGAGAUCUUUGCUUCCGGCUUUGAUUUACGAUAAGGAUCGAGAUGGACUGAACACGCUCGCAGCUAUGAGUGAUAGUGGUACCAUUCAACAGAUGAUCAAGUUAAACUGGGACGUCGUUCAAGCGCGUUUGUACGCACUGGUGGCGAAAGAUUGUCCGGAUCCAAAGGCGAUAGCUGCGCAGACAUAUGUGGAAUCUUUGAUGAAAAAGUCCAUACGAGGAUGGAAGCCUAACGACAGCUCUAAUCAAUUACAAAUUCUGGUCGAGCUUCUGCAUUUAGCGAGAGAUCCUGUCGAGAGCGCGAAGCUGUUUGAUGUAUCACCUCCGUACAGACGAGCGACCGACAUCAUACAUGUCAUCGAGCGAUUCAUGAAUGAACAAGAUUCUACCAUCACUUGGACUUUUGACGUUAUUUUUCAGUGCAUGCUAUCUAUUCACGAAGCGAUCGAUAUGGCCACGUCAUCGAGGCACAAGCUGAAAGUCUUGGCGUCGUUGAAAGUCUUGUUGUCCUGCAUUGGUGAAGAAAAUGUGAGAAUCCCGUCUCUCUUCAGAUAUGUCUAUUUCAUGCUCAUACCAAAUUUGAAUGAUAACACGAUCGGCACGCAGUGCAUUCAGAUUUUGGCGAAACAGACUCUGAGUGCUUACGACGAAUUAAAUCGCCUCAAUGAAGAUCAAAGCGAGCUUUCGUUCACUAUGGAGAACUUCAUCGUCCCAUUGAUGUUUGUAUUGAGUUCCGUCGUUGAAUCGGAUGCAAGUUCAGUUGAUCAGCGCACUGAGGCGCAGAAUUUCCUGCGGAUCAUCGUCACGAAGCCACCAAAGUCGAUCUACCGCGUGCUAGGAGUGUUACCGCCGUUGCCCGACUUGCCCAUGCUCAAGGAUGUGAGAGAUAUUUUGCUAAAUGUUGACAAGCCAAGCCACGCAGAGCGAUUGUCAUAUCUCGUGGAGAAAGCACCAACCUUGCCCAAAGCGCUGCAACGCGUGGCGUUGCGAGCUGGCGGUCUUGAGGCACUGAUGCACAAGAAAUAUCUGUUAAAGAUGAGUGAUGAAGAAGAUUUUUCACCAUACAAAUGGUCUUGUACGAUUUCUGAGCACGUGUGGAAAUUUGCAGAACUUGUGGCCCCGUUGGCGGAUGCAGAGCUCUUCUCAAUCGCAGCCGAGCUAGUGUCUUCUCUCGGUCCACUUAGGCCGCAAGUGCUGGCUUUCAUACCACCGGAGCAAAAAUUACCGUUGGGCGGGAAAGAUUUUGUUGUUGGUAUGACACAAUUGGAAAUGUUUGUGGUAAAGAAUUUGAAAUACUUGAGUAGCCUUCUGUGCUCACCAAAGAGCUCGACCGUGCGCUCUGCUGCGGCAACAAUUCAAGGUUUGUUUACGAUAAAAAAAGUCUGCGCUACGCAUCAGAAGAUACCCGAAACGGAAAGGUUUUAUCUUGCGCCUUUCGCCACGGAAGCACUUACGGUCCCUGCGGUUGAAUCUGUUUGUGUGAAGAGCAUGGUGAGCGACCUGUACGAACUCGAUGACGAACGUCUCUGGACAAUUAAUGAGAACGGCUCAGACAAAGCGUACGAGAACUGGAUUUGCGCUCUUGUACAUAGGUUACUACCCGAGUGCAAAGCUGACCCGUUAUUUCGCUUGCUGGAAUCGUUGAUGAUCUCUGAUUAUGUUGUGGCAGAGCUCGCUCUCCCGCAUAUGCUUUUUGAGAUCGCCGAUGCGCGCCAUGACUUAUCAGUGAAAGGGAACAAAGACGUUCACGAUGCUCUCAGUCGAGGAUUCACAGGAACAUUAAACCGUGCAAACACUUCGGAAGGUCGUCGAGCCGCCAAGUUCAUAUUGCGUACGUUCGAGUAUUUACGCCGUAAGCGCACGACAGCAUUCAGAGCGAAACGUCCUGAUGAGCCUAGCGAACGGCGAUCUCGAGCGCGAGAUCCAGCCAAGUGGAAAAAAAUUUUCUGGUUCGAUAUUGAUUAUCUUACCGUUGCACAGGCGGCAAUUCACACUGAAGCACCCCUUACGGCCAUAAUGUUUGUCGAGUAUUGGCUGGAAGAGAAGGGUGACAGUGUCUCUCUGAACGUGGGCGAUUCACAUGGACAGAUGUCUGACUCUGUGCCGGAGCAUCUUUCGCUAUUACUUAAAGCUCAAUCGAAACUUUCUGAACCUGAUGGUCUGUACGGUUUGUUGUGUUCGAAUUCACUCGAGUUGCAACUACGAUUAAGCGAACACGAAGGGCAUUGGGACAGAGCCCUUGCGGGAUAUGACUUGCUGCGCAGCAGUGGAGAAAACAUCGGUACACACGACGGUCAGCAUAGCGUGCCUAUGAUGAGAUCCCUUCGAGAGCUCGGCUGCUCACACCUGCUCCGUGCGUACUCGAAGGCACUGUCCGAUGACGAGUUGGCGGCUCCAGAGAUGAAAGAGUUGCAGUAUGAGGCAGCGUGGCGAGCUGGAAUAUGGACGUUGCCGACGGGGAUCACUCGAACGCAACAUUCAACCACAUCAGAGUUCAAUCAGAGUUUGCACGCUGCGUUGCGCGCACUCGAUCGUAAUGACACGGCCUGCGCAAUCUAUGAGACGAAUAGGUCGCGCGCUCACAUUCUGGAAAAAGCGAUCAGUGAGCAGGCAGAAUCGGCAGAUGCGAUGAACGUCACCAUAAUGAAAUUGCGCAUGCUCGAUGACAUCCGUGAUGCCGCUCAAUUAUGGCGUCACUUCGACUCUAACGCCAAUGUCGAGGUAAAAAAGCGCGCACUCAUAAGUAUGAACGACUGCUGGCGCUCGAGACAUGUGAAGGACGCGCCGUUCAAACUCAUCGAACAGUCUCUCGCGCUGCAAGGCGUCCUUUUCCAGCUCGCUGGUUUGUACGACAACUACGCUCAACACAUGACACGAACUUCCAUGCUAGCUCGUAAAGCCGGUCAUAUCACUGAGGGUGUGCAGGCCAUACGAAAUCUGCGUAUCAUGCACGGGCGCGAUCAAACGAAGUCGGAUAUGAUAAGUUUGGGUACGUCGCCGUGGCGCGUAGAGGAAGCCAAGUUGUUGUGGGCGGAAGGCAAGUCAGAAGCAGCGAUUUCCGUCGUCAAUUCCAUCGUGCAAUCCAUGCGGCCCGGGCAAAAUUUACUCUUAAGCUCUCCAAAAAGAUCGGAGAACGCAUCGGCACCACCGAGCGCGAGGUUCUUCGAGCUCGUGUGUCUGCUGUCAAAGUGGCAAGCGCGCGCGCGAAGCGAGUCAAGCAAAGUCAUCUUGAGCAAGUUUCUAGAUUGCGUUUCCGGUAUGACGGCCGCUUAUGCAGAUAUUAUGAAGGGAAAAGGAGUCCAUGAAGCGAAGUGCGCCGUCAUUUACUCGAAAGAUGGCUUGAACGAUGUGACGUCUGUGAGACUUUUGAGCAGAGUUCAUUUUCGACUGGCGCAAUUCACCGACGCUCAGUAUCGCCACUUGGAGGACCGUCUUAAGUCUCCCGAGUGGGCUCGCUACGAGAGACUGCGUAAGCGGAACGAAGACGAGCUAGUGCGUCUCAAACGCGAAAAAGAUACCAAACAUCUCGCGCUCGUUGGUAAGAAAAAGGGCACCGGGGCGUACGAAGCGAUUGUGAAUGAGAUAAACAGCAUCACUGGUCGAUUGUAUCCACUUGAGAGGCAAGUGUCGAAUGAUCACGAAGAGGCGAUGGGCAUGCACGGUGAGCAUAGGAACGCACUAAUCACCGCUUUGCAAGGUUACCGCAGAUCGCUCGAAGCCGGCGGUUGGAACGCCCAGGAGACUGUCUUUAGGAUGAUAUCGCUUUGGUUCACUCACUGCGCCGGCGUCAGCACAAAGAGUCUCAGCGGAGGAACUCUCACCUCCGCGGUAAACGGCGAGAUCGAGAAGCUCAUCACUCGAGGCGCCAGAAUCCCGAGUCAGAUCUUUCUGGAGCUGUCGCAUCAAAUCAUCAGUCGUCUGGGGACGCCGUGCAACGCUGAAAAUAAUUUUAUCCAACUGCUCGAACAUCUGGUGUUCAGACUGAUUCGAGACCACCCGUAUCACGUCAUUUACCAAAUUCAAGCACUGACGCGAGGUGAUAGAGUCUCUCGUGCUGGAGUGCGUUCGCCGAGCGAAAAGAUCGCCGCCGCGAAGAGGCUGCUGGAGAAAGAUGGGUCAAAGUACCCUGAGAAACGGAUGAUGCUAUCACAGAUGGAACGAUUGAUCGAGGCAUACAUUCGCAUCGCGACAAUGUCGCUUUCAAGCAACAACGAGACGCCGUGGAAGCAAUUGCCGAGCGACGUGAAGAAACGAGCGCUGAGUGAUUUGAAGAUGGUUCCUGUACUUACCGCACCACUAGCAAUCGAUCCGAAAUGCGAGUACGCCGAUGGAACCUUUCCAUACUUUUCACACUUUGGUGACGCCGCACGACUUGUUGGCGGCAUCAACGUGCCAAAAGUUGUGUCUUGCUACGGUUCUAACGGCAAAAUCUAUCAUCAGUUGGCCAAGAGUGGCAACGACGAUCUGCGACAAGAUGCCGUUAUUCAGCAGUUCUUCGGAUUGGUGAAUACGUUGCUCAAGCGAAACUUGAGCACGAACUCUCGGCGCAUGCGUAUUCGCACAUACAAGGUCAUUCCUUUCUCACCGGAGGCUGGCCUCCUUGAGUACGUGGACGAAUCGAUUUUGCUAUCGAGUUAUCUCAUUCGAGCUCACGAGCGAUAUCGACCUUGCGAUAUGAAGCACGGAGAUAUCUCGCGGCUCAUGAAAGGUUUGCCACCGUCCGAGCUACACAAAACGUAUGAGGAGGUGUGCGCCAACUUCCGCCCUGUCAUGCACAACUUCUUCUUGGAGAACUUUCCCGAUCCGAGUAAUUGGUUCGAAAAGCGCGUGGCGUACACACGAUCAUGCGCAGUGAAUUCCAUCGUCGGCUACGUCAUAGGUCUCGGUGAUAGACACAGCAGUAACAUCAUGAUUGACAGAUGGACGGCGGAGUUUGUGCACAUCGAUUUCGGUGUCACGUUUGAGCAAGGCUUGACUUUGAAGACGCCCGAACGCGUUCCUUUCCGCCUGACCCGUGACAUCGUCGAUGGCAUGGGUGCAUGCGGCGUCGAGGGCAUCAUGCGUCGAUGCUGUGAGGAGACCAUGAAAGUGCUGCGUUCAAACAGAGACGCGCUCACGACCAUCAUCGCCGUCCUCGUGCAUGAUCCCAUCAUCAAGUGGGCUGUCGGCGGUCGCCAGGACGCCGCCGCGUCGUCGAAGCAUUACAACGGUAUGGGCGAUAGCCCCGUGCACGCGGACGAGGGUAACCUCGACGCCGAGCGCGCGCUCAUGCGCGUAAAGCAAAAACUCGACGGUUACGAAGACGGCGAGCUCCGCUCCAUCCAAGGUCAGGUCCAACAGCUCCUCCACGACGCGCGCGAUCCGCACAAGCUCGCUUUGAUGUACGCCGGAUGGGCCGCUUGGCUCUGA